CUCGCCCGCAGCGGCGCCGCGCUUUGUCCGGGCGGAGCGGAGCGGGCGCGCCCGGCCCCGGUGGCGCGCGGCCCGGCCCGGCCCGGCUCAGCGACCGGCGGCUCUCGGGGCGUCGCCUGGCUCCGGCGGCCUGGGCACGGCGGGGAGCGUGAAUGAGAGUUUGCUCCGAUUUCCGAGCAGGAGACUCCAACCGUCAUGUUAAGGUAAAGCAGAAAAGUGCAGUGCUGAACAUGCUAAAGAAGUUGGACAAAAUAAGGUUCAGAGGUCACAAGAGAGAUGAGUUACUUGAUUUAGCAGAGUCUCCAAAUGCUUCAGACACUGAAUGUGGAGAUGAAAUUCCGGUGAAAAUACCUCGAACGUCAGCUCGAGACAAUGAAGAGCUGAGAGACCCUGCUGGUCCAGGGACCAUCAUCAUGGCUUCAGGAGUCCCGGAUUUUAACAGAACAGAGUCUGACAGACUGAGUGAGAUCAAAGGUCACCUGGAAAUAGCCUUACUGGAAAAACACUUUUUACAGGAGGAGCUCAGGAAGCUGAGAGAAGAAACAAGCGCUGAAACAUUAAGGCAGGAACUAGAAAAGGAACGGCAGAGGAGAAUAGAACUAGAACAAAAAAUCAAUGAAGCACCUAAAGUAAGGACGGAAGAGGUGCCUGCAGCUCAGCAACCUGCAAAGCCACCAGUGCAAACCAAUGGAACAGAUAAGCAAAGUAACACGGUCUCUUCAAGACUCCAGAAGUGGCUCUGUGACAAAUUUGGGGAGUAUGUUGAGGACUUCAGAUUUCAGCCAGAAGAGAGUACAGUGGAGACAGAAGAGCCACUCAGUGCUAGAAGGUUGACUGAAAAUUUGAGAAGAUUAAAGAGAGGUGCCAAACCUGUUACUAAUUUUGUGAAGAAUCUUUCUGCCUUAUCAGACUGGUAUUCUAUCUACACUUCUGCUAUUGCCUUUAUUAUUUACAUGAAUGCUGUAUGGCAUGGCUGGGCCAUUCCUAUGUUCUUAUUUUUAGCGAUUUUGAGGUUAUCCCUAAAUUACCUCAUAGCCAGGGGUUGGAGAAUACAGUGGAGCAUUGUGCCUGAAGUUUCUGAACCCAUGGAACAUGCAAAAGAGGACCUGACUGUGUCUGAAAAGUUUCAGCUUGUUCUAGACGUGGCUCAGAAGGCGCAGAACCUUUUUGGCAAGAUGGCAGACAUACUGGAAAAAUUUAAAAACUUGUUUAUGUGGGUCCAGCCAGAAAUAACACAGAAGCUCUAUGUUGCUCUGUGGGCAGCUUUUAUUGCAUCCUGCUUUUUGCCGUACAGGAUUCUUGGCCUUGGACUGGGACUCUAUGUUGGAACAAAGUUUUUCCUUGUUGAUUUUAUCUUCAAACGAUGCCCCAGACUAAGAGCUAAGUAUGAUACUCCGUAUAUCAUCUGGAUAAGUCUCCUGACAGAUCCUCAGCUCAAAGAAAGAUCUAAUGCUACAGUGUCGAGACGGCUGUCAGGGCAUGAAAAGAUUCAAACAACAGGAUCCAGAAUCUACGUGGGCUCAAGCGCCCCAACCGGAAUAAGCAAAGAUGAAGACACAAGUCGUUUGCAUACCACCAAGAAGGGGAAUUUCCAUGAAGUUUUUAACCUGUCAGAGAAUGAACGUCCUUUGACAGCGUCUGAAAAUGGCUGGCGCUGUUGCUUGAUUAACAGAGAUAAGAAGAUGCCUACAGACUACAUCAGACAUGGAAUUCUUUAUGUCACAGAAAAUUACUUGUGUUUUGAAAGCUCAAAAUCUGGCUCAUCUAAAAAAAAUAAGGUUAUAAAGCUAACGGAUAUAACAGAUAUCCAGAAGUAUAAAGUGCUCUCUGUUCUCCCAGGAUCAGGGAUGGGUAUUGCUGUAUCAACACCAUCUACACAAAAACCUUUGAUUUUUGGUGCCAUGGUACACAGAGAUGAAGCUUUUGAGACAAUUCUCAGCCAAUAUGUGAAAAUAACAUCUGCAACAUCCAGCAAUGAGAGCUAGUAUCUUAUCUUAGAAGAACUAAAGGAAACUUUCCUAUUUUACAACUUGGUAGUGGAAAAAAAUGAACAUCCUCAUCUAUUUUGCAAUAAUUUUUCUUGUCUGGUGGUUUAUAUUCUGUCUGUUACAUAAAUCAAGUGUAUUUUAUAUAUGCCUUCAUGUUUGUUUUUAAGGUUUUUGUAAAAAAAAAAAAAACCAAAAUGAAACAAAACAGUGAAAGUGCUAUCAUCACUAUUAGCCUUGCACAUUAAGCACUUUUAAUGUUUAUUUACUGACAUUAAAAGCUGGGAAGAUACUUGGAGAUCUGACUACAUAACGAAGUGAAACAGAAUGAUCCCUUUAACUCCACUGAUAUCACUAGUUUGUCCCUUUAUCUUAGUUGUUUUUCCCUGUGAUGUGAGAAUAAUGGAUGCAGCAGCCUGAAGUCUCUCUUCAGCUCAGUUUUGAAUUGGGUUCUUUAUUAAAACUGAUAGCAACACCAAGGAAGUAUUGGCAUUUCAGUAUUUUCAUAUUUACAACUGCACUUAAAAUAACUCCUCCUUGCUAAUUUUUGUGUCACAGAAGGAUAUUUUACUGGUUUGGUUAGGUUCAAUUUUUCCUGCAUACAGGUGUUUCAAUUACUUGUACAGUGAAUUGGAGUAGAAAGUUUGUAACUACAUCUUCCUUUCCUAAUAAACUAAAGUAAGAGGAAGGAAGGCAGGCAGAUACUUUUUAUAAAAGAGGGCACGAAAAUGUUGUUCCUAAAAUGUUAGGCAUCAUAUAUUUGUAUUUCUGUAGAUACUUGUCAUAGAAGGGCUCAGCUGUUGUACAUGUUGUAUGUACAAGGCAUUUGUACGUUAAUGCAUUAAAGACUUGCAGGCUUUUUGCAUUGGGGGAGGUGGGAAUAAUUAAACUAAACUGAGACAUGACUUUUUUAAAUUUGGCUUUUCUCUUGGGUUACCUUGUAAUGAGAAAAACCACUAUAAUAUAGCAACUGAAAGCACUAGUUCCUCUCAAAGCAUAAUUUGAGGAGCAUUGAUAUGCUGCUGUCUUCCCCCUUGCAGAAUUAAAUUUUAGUAACAAUUAAACCCAACUGCCAGGUAAAACAGGAAGGCUGUGCUCCUCUGAACUCUCUCAGGCCUAUCUAGCAGCAAAGCACAUAUUGACCUUUGUCUUUAAUAUUAAAAAGCUUUUAUACUCUAUAUAAUGGCACCCAUCUGAGAGGUUUAGAAUUUUAUUUGCAUUUUCAUGAAAGCACAGUAGGAGUUAUGCCAGGCCUUCCAGUGUGUCUUUUCCUUUGCUAUGUCUUUUCAAUUGAGCAGUAUGGAUUCUCCAGACAUUAUAUGAAUGGCUUUAAACAAACGACAAUGGAGAUGCAAAUUCUUGUGUAAAAAUGGGACUUAAUUUCAUGGAUUUUUUUUUUCUCUGUUUUUUUUUUUAAACAAGAAUUUUCUUUAUUUGUAGGGAAAGAGGUAAAAUGAAGGGGGGAGAGAGGUAACAAACACCAAAGGGUGUUUAAGUCUUAGCACAGUUUUAAAUGAAAGUGUGUCAACAAAUGCAGCAGUAAUGAAGAAGGUGGCAGUCAACAUGUACAAACCUUUCUUUACUCUGGCCGUGAAGAGGUAUGAUAUGAGAACUGAAUAUAAACUUAAUAUGAAGAAAUAUUGUUGAAUACCAUGAUUUGAUUGAGUAUCGUAAAGUGAAACACUUAUAGGGUAAAACUCUGUGCCCUGGGUGGAAAUGUCAGCAAGAAUGGCGGGGGGGAGGCCACUGUAAUGGCUAAGAUGUAAUUUUUGAGUUCUCCCUUUAGAGUAGCACUUGAACAUGUCUUUACAUGACCUGAAAAAGGGGUGUGUUUCUAACACCACCUUAGGUAUGCUGUAACUCAGGGCCUGGAAACUUAAAAUGUAAGUGAAGCAGGUGGGAAAUCCAUUUUGCCACCAUCUGAAGUGGAUGUGGCUUGACAGUUUAUGCUUUCAUCACUUCACACAUUCAGGCUAUAUGUUUAAGUAAAUAUUCUUCAUCUUAAAUUUUUCUCUUCAAACCUACUUUAAAAUCAGUUAGUCUCUUUUUUGUAAUUUCUGUGUAUUAUAAUUUGGCUUUCCUUUCUGGAAUCUUCCUUGAAUAGUAAGUUUGGCUAACAAAUAGGCAUUAAAAUGGCUUAAUGUUAUAUAAAUCUUAAUCAGAUCCAUUCAUUUUGUCUUAAGAAAAAAAUCCCUUGGGUGUGUUUUAAGAUUAUCCUUUUUUUUUUUUUGAACAAACAGAAAACUAUAUUUUUUACAGAGAGCAUGCUCUUUUUCUUAUUUUUGUAUCAUUUUUCAAGUGUAAUUUAUACCUUCACUCUGAUCACAACAGCAGUUUCAGUAGGAAAUCAGUUGACUCGUACUUAUUACCUCCUCCCCCUCCCACCCUCCUCCUCACUGGUUGACCCUUGUAAACAAGGUUGUCCUAGAUUCUGGUUCCUGAAGGAGCUAUAGGAUCUAUACUGAUGGUGCCAGGACAAUUAACCGUAUCUAGGCUUCAGAGAAAAGAUAUCAUUAUCUUUUUCCCAGACUGAAAUGCCUCAUGUGUACAAUAUGCUCUUAAAAUUUAUUUUCUGAUGUUUGAAAUGAGUCCACACUUUUAACAGUGUGAACUUAAAAGUUAGUGAUUCUUAAAGCAGUAAACCUAGUGCAAACUGCAAUGCAACACUGAUUCACUCUAAUGUAUAGGAAACAGACUGGAUUUCUCUUUUUUUUUAAUAGAGUUGUAAUAUAAUUGACAAACAUCUAUGUACAUAUUUUGCAAAUUUCACUUUACAUCAUCUGGGUUCCUGCUGCAUAACUGUGGUGUAUGUGACUUCAAAGAUGCCAGAAGGUACCCUUAGUGUGUUUACUCAUGCUUUUCCUGCUGCUACACCCUCCCAGGUUUGGAGGGCAGGAGAGGACGGGCAGCGAGUAAAUAUGUACUUGACUUGAACAAUUACACUGAAGUCCUCACCUUAAAUUCCAAUCUUCCUGUCUAGUUUUGCAGUACAGCCUGGUGUUCUACAGUAACAGGCUGGGUUGGAACACUUAAUGUAAAGUGCUUCUAAAUAGCAGAAAGUGAUGCUCUUGUCAUUCUGUCUGUCUGAUUGCUGUUUAUAUUUGCAGUUCUGUUGAUGUCUGUAGAUGUCUGGAUCAUUCACGUGUAAUUGGAUUUAACUUCUAAAGAAGUUCACUGGUUAGUUUGAGUCCCUUUUAAAGACAAUAAAAAAAGGGAGAUGAAAACUGACUGCUUUAAUUAUCAGUGACCACUUAAAUUCAAAAGGCUGAACAAGCUGAAAUAUGAAAUCAUGCCUUUCUGUGCACUGUAGCUUUUGUGAGGCAAGAUUGAAUAAAACAAACUAUUUAUUAGUAGCAACAUCACACAGGAUGCCAGCAGCAAAACCCUACCCUUGUUCUGCAGACAAAGAGAAAAGGGAUUUUACCCAACCAUGAAGAGAUGAAAGGAUGUACCUUUUUUUUUGGCUACUUAAACCUGUUUAAAAACAUUAUUAGUUUUUAUUGAACUCUGUACAUUUUGGCAGAUGUUUAAUUUCUACUAAUCAUUGAAAUAUAAUGGAUGUUAAAAUUUUUAUGUCUGAGGUUUGAGUCUAUAUUUUGAAAUUGUAAAUAAUUCAUUAUCAGUGUAACUUUUGUUUGACAAAAGACUUAUACUGUAUGGAUAAUUGAAAUAAUGAAAUUAUUUGCCCUGUACAUUUUUUAAGAAAAUCUUGUUUGUUUAAAAAGUCUUGUAUAAAUUAUAAUUUUUAUUUAAAUAAACCUAAAAAUGCUUUGUGCUAA
Molecule: messenger RNA, 5764 nt
Organism: Pseudopipra pipra
Lineage: Eukaryota; Metazoa; Chordata; Aves; Passeriformes; Pipridae
Gene: GRAMD4
Product: GRAM domain containing 4
Exons: 20
Coding region: 153-1985 (610 amino acids)
Biological process (GO): negative regulation of toll-like receptor 9 signaling pathway; apoptotic process
Source: RefSeq, a predicted model, not a curated record